UUAUUCCCGUAGACUGUAAGGAUCUUCAAUCAGAUGGAUACAUUAAUUCAGGGGUGUAUGAAAUCUACCCCUAUGGCAUAAUGACCAGUCCUGUCCGUGUUUACUGCGACAUGACAACUAUGGACGGAGGGUGGACGGCCAUUCAGAAACGCAUAGACGGAUCCGUUAGAUUUAACAGGACCUGGACGGAAUACAAAAAUGGUUUUGGUUCCCCGGAACAGAAUGUCUGGGUUGGAAAUGACUUAAUACAUCAGUUAACAAAAGAAAACAACUCGACCCUUUAUGUGUCUAUCACUCUUCAUAAUGGCGCAACGCUGUAUGAAAUGUACGACAGAUUCUCUAUCUCUGACGAAACAGCGAAAUAUAAACUCUUUCUUGCAGGACCUGCCACGGGAAACUUAGCCACUAACAGAGAAGCCUCACUCGCCCACAAGCAACAGCAAAAGGAUCGGUCAGAGACACCACCUUUCUCUUACUUGGGUAUCAAGAUCUGCAACUUACUGCCAGCAUAG
Messenger RNA from Saccostrea cuccullata (small rock oyster), 512 nucleotides. RefSeq names its product fibroleukin-like. The record is from RefSeq and is a predicted model, not a curated record. NCBI's taxonomy places the organism in Eukaryota, Metazoa, Mollusca, Bivalvia, Ostreida, Ostreidae. The transcript is spliced from 4 exons. The annotation marks the transcript as partial.